Molecule: messenger RNA, 777 nt
Organism: Colletotrichum fioriniae
Lineage: Eukaryota; Fungi; Ascomycota; Sordariomycetes; Glomerellales; Glomerellaceae
Source: RefSeq, a predicted model, not a curated record
AUGGGCGACGCUUCAAUUCUUCACAUGCCGACAACCCUUAUAUUUGGGGGCAAUGGCAAAACCGCCCCAAUCCUUCGGGACGCCGAUACCCCGCACACCAUCUUCAGCGUUAUCCGCAAUCCGGAACAGAUUCCGGACUUGGAAGCCAUCGGCGCAAAGCCAAUUGUCCAAGACAUCUCUACCGCUUCUGAAGUCGACUUCAUCAAAAUCAUUGAGGGCACCCGGCCCGACGUUGUGGUGUGGGCAGCUGGCGGCAAGGACCCCAAGUCCGCUGAGGCCGUUGACCGGGAUGGAGCCAUUCGCGCCAUGGAUGCCCUGGCCAAGGCCAAUGUGGUCGCCAAACGCUACAUCGUCGUCAGCGCCCUCGACGUCCGCGACCGAGACAGCAAGCCCGUUCCGGACUGGUAUACUGAUGCCGAUGAGAAGCUCAGCGACCGUAUGUGGGGUAUCAUCGGUCCCAUUCUCCGGGCUAAGCUAGCGGCCGACACGGAGUUGAGGGUGGGGAAUGCGGCUCGCAAGCUUAACUACACCAUUGUGAGACCGGGUGGCUUAACUGAGGGACCCAGCACCGGAAAGGCACGGGCAGGAAAGGUUGGCACCGUCGGCAUGAUUCCUAGAGAAGAUGUCGCCAAGGUAGUCUACGCGGCGAUUCAGAAUGAGAAGACCUACGGGCUGGCAUUCGAUGUGUUGGGGCCCAAAGACGACAGCCCAACGAUCAAAGAAGCUGUUUCACAGGUGGCAAAACAUCACGAAGAUACGUUUGAAGGCUACUAUUAG